Dermatophagoides farinae (American house dust mite) is the source of this 3303-nucleotide messenger RNA. The record is from RefSeq and is a predicted model, not a curated record. NCBI's taxonomy places the organism in Eukaryota, Metazoa, Arthropoda, Arachnida, Sarcoptiformes, Pyroglyphidae.
UCAUCUUCAUCAUCAACAUCAUCGUCCACAUCAUCAUCAUCAUCAUCAUCUCAACAACAACAGCAAUUGAAUUCAAAGAAAGUAACAAUUGUACAAAGAUCACAAUCAUCUGUACAAGAUUCAAAAUUGUCUUCCAAUAUUCAAUCGACCAUAUUAUUGGAACCAAAAAAGAAGUCCAUUCGUUUUAAUCUAUUACAAGAAAAACAAGUAGAAGAAAAAAUGGCUUCACCUAGUCUUAGUUCUGGAUUUCAAACACCAUUGCCGCCAACUAUGCCAACACCAUCACCGGUAUCAUCACAAUUGAAUCAUCAUCAUCUUCAUCAGAAUAAUAACCAAAAUACAAGUGGUUCUUCAUUAUUCGAUACGAUUAAUGAUACAAAUAAUCUUGAUGGUAAUGAAAAUGAUUCCAGUAAAAAAUUACAAACAUUUAAAGCUAGAAGAAAAAAUUAUCGUCUUGAAAAGAAAAAAUUAACUGCUGAAUUGAUUUCGGCUAUCCAGGAUCCAACCACGAUUGUCAUGUCCGAUUGGUUAAAAGUCCGUACUACAUUGAAACAAUGGAACAAAUAUUACUGUGAAUUAAGACCUGGAUCUCUGUAUAUGUUUAAAAAUCAAAAAACUUAUAAACCCAGUAAUUGGGUUGGUACUGUGAUGUUGAAAAUGUGUGAAGUACUGGAACGACCAUCUAAAAAGGGUGGCUUUUGUUUUAAACUAUUCCAUCCUCUGGAUCAUCCAAUCUGGGCUCCCAAGGGUCCACAUGGUGAAGAAUUCACAUCAUUACUAUUUCCACUGCCUGUAUCAUCGGCUAUAUUCCGUGCACCAUCCGAAGAGGCUGGCCGAAAAUGGAUGGAAGCAAUUGAACUUUCAUUGAAUUGUACGGAUUUAAUUGCCCCAAGACAUAUCGUUUCUUCGAAUAUUAAUGCUAAUAUUAAUACAAUUGUCGACAAUGUUAAUCAACGUCGUGAUUCCAUGCCAAUGUCACCAUUGAGUACAUCAGUUAUUAGUACGAAUAGUGCACCGACAUCACAAACAACACAAAGUUUAAAUUAUAUCAAUUCCGUAGAUGAUGAUCUUUUAAUGUGCAACAACAAUAUCAAUGAAAUUGAUAUUGAAACUCAUUUCGACAUUGAUGAUGAUGGCCAUACUGAUCAUGGUGAACAUGACGAUUCAAUUGGUCAACAUACUACUGAAGAAAGUGAUGAUUCAAUAUUUCUCGAUGAUGAUUUUAAUCUAGCCGAUGUAAAUAGCACUAAUACCGGUGAUCAUCAUAAAUCAAUCAAACAAUCAUUGUCUAAUGAUCAUUCACUUAAAACUCAUAAUGACAUACCUGAAGUUGCCGAAACAAACUAUGCUUAUGAUGGCGGUAAUGAAGAAUUUGGUUUGGUUGGCGAUGCCGGUCAAACUGAAGAUGUUCCCGAAGAGAAUAAAUCACUUUUAUGGACAUUGCUCAAACAAGUUCGACCUGGAAUGGAUCUAUCAAAAGUGGUGUUGCCCACAUUUAUUUUAGAACCACGAUCAUUUUUGGAAAAACUUACCGAUUAUUAUUAUCAUUGUGAUAUUAUCUCAAAUGCCGCCUUAGAAGAUGAUCCAUUAAUGCGAAUGAAAUUGAUUCUCAAAUGGUAUUUAUCCGGUUUCUAUAAAAAACCCAAAGGAUUAAAAAAACCAUAUAAUCCUAUAUUGGGUGAAACAUUCCGAUGUUAUUGGCAUCAUCCAGAAACCGAUUCACGUACAUUCUAUAUUGCCGAACAAGUUUCACAUCAUCCGCCCGUAUCAGCUUUCUAUGUUACUAAUCGUAAAGAUGGCUUUUGCAUUAGUGGAUCAAUAUUGGCUAAAUCAAAAUUCUAUGGAAAUUCAAUUUCGGCUCUAUUGGAAGGAACGGCUCGGCUUACGUUGUUGGCUCGCGGUGAAGAUUAUCUGAUUACAUUCCCAUUUGCACAUUGCAAAGGCAUAUUCUUGGGGCCAUUAGCAUUUGAAUUGGGUGGUAAAGUGACAAUCACAUGUGAGAAGACUGGCUAUAAAAGUGAAUUGGAAUUCAAAUUGAAACCAUUCUUUGGUUCGGACGAUCAAUGUAAUUUACUAAUCGGCAAAGUUCGCUUAGGCAAUGAAACGAUGGCCAGUAUUGAAGGUCAUUGGGAUUCGGAGAUAUUUUACAAAGAUAAACGUAAAGGUGAAUCAGAAUUGUUCUGGUCAGGCAUCGAUCCUAAAGUGAAAAGUAAUCGUUUGAAGCGCUUUAUCGUACCACUCGACGAACAACUCGAUAAUGAAUCAGAAAAAUUAUGGCAUAAAGUAACAUUGGCCAUACAGAAACAGGAUCAGAAUAUGGCGACUGUUGAGAAAACAAAUCUAGAAGAAGCUCAACGCGAUGCAGCACGACAACGUAGCUCUCGAUUAGAAUUAUGGGAACCGAAAUUUUUUAUUUUGGAUAACAAAAUCAAUGAUUGGCUUUAUAGGAUGGCCGAAGUACGUCCUUGGGAUAAUAGAACUGAUGUCAAACAAUAUGAACAAAAUUAUGUGAUACUUACACUAACCAGGCAUUUGAAUCCAAAUUUCAUUGCCAGAUCAUCGAACAAAACAAAUGAACAAAUGACUGAUAUGAAUACAAAUGUUAAUGUCCAUAAACAUAGACGUUUCCGUCGUCAACAUACUUGUGCCGAUCCAACAUCCAUUGAUAUAAACGCGACCAAUAAAAUGGACUCGAUUCCAUCGGCAUUGGAUUCCCCACAAUUACUUGGGACAUCAUCUAGUAAUAGAUUUCUAACACGUAACUUUGAUACGAUGAUACAACGAUUAUCCAAACUACAAGAUUCGGUCGAACGUAUGAAAGAAGAACAAUCGGUACUUAGAACGGAAUUUCAGAAUCUUCGAUCAGCUGUCACUAUUUCCAAUCAAUUAUCACGAUCAUCAAGAGAUAUAAAAACAUUACAUAAUAAUAGUUCGAAUGAUGGAACAUUUGCCAUAACGAAAAUGCAAAUCCAUCUACUAUUCAAAUCGAUACCAUCCGAAAUACGUCUUGUUAUCAUUGUUCUUGUAGCUCAUUUCAUUUUCAAUUAUCUAUUCCAUUGACACUACGAGUGACCAAAAAACAAAAAAAAAUUUUCUUAAUAAUUAUUGUCCUCACUUGAAAAUGGUAAACAAAAAAAAAACACAUACACACAUUUUCACAUCUGGUCAUCUUUCGUAUCAUCACCAAUGUAAUCACAUAAAUUUCAUUAAGAAUUGUAAAUGAACUAGCUAAUAGUAGUCCUUUUUCAUCAUCAUAGAUUAAUUGAUCAUUGAUUUUUUUUUCUCAUAAAAUUGUUCACGUAA